This is a messenger RNA of Physcomitrium patens, 4451 nucleotides long. RefSeq lists its product as uncharacterized. Gene Ontology annotation, biological process: endosome organization; actin filament polymerization; endosome fission. Lineage: Eukaryota; Viridiplantae; Streptophyta; Bryopsida; Funariales; Funariaceae. Gene Ontology annotation, cellular component: endosome; WASH complex. The record is from RefSeq and is a predicted model, not a curated record.
AGUCCACCAUCCACAGUGAGCGAUGCUGUGGUGCUGACCCCAAACCCUAAUUGUUGAGAGAUUGCCCAUUCGCCCAGCUCGCGUCGUUGGCUGUCCUUUGUUCCUUGUUUCUUCGAGAUUGCUCCAGAAUUGCGCUUCAAUUUGUGUUUAGCUCGCCCCACGCUGGGGUUGCAAUCCGGGCGGAGCCGAGUGGAUCGAGCUGACUGGAAUCUGCGUCUACGAUUUGCGUUAAGCUUUGGCUUCUGGUUCGAUGGGUCGCAUGCGUGGUUUAGGUGUUGUUGCGCUUCAUGCUGCUAGUGAUUUGGAUACAGGGGAGGGUUUUUGAUGGUGGUGGAUUGUGGUAGCAGCGGAGGGAGCGAUUUGGAAUGCGCGAGGAUUUUUUUUGCUUUGUAUUUUUGAUAAGAGAUUUGGUCUGCGAGAAGUCGAUGCGUGCAACGAAUUCAUGGUCGGGAGUUAGGAGUGGGAGAAUUGGAGUUGCGGUUGAACUUGCUGGCAAUGUCGUCGUUAGUCGACAGCCCGCUGCGGAGGGGGCGGGGGUUGUUGCUUAGAAGCGGGAGUAUCAAGCGCACGGUGGUGAUGGAGACGAGGACGGGGGAGGUGUUGUUAGGGCUUGUGAGCAGAGGCCAGGCGCUUGUGGCGGAAUUGCUGCGUCUCUCGCAGCACGCACCUGUGGUAUUGCAUCAAUCAUCCGCGUCGGAUAGCGGAGGGAAGUACGCGGGUCUUUUGUUUGAUUUCAAGUAUUUCAAGUCGCCGGAAGUGUACGAGGAGCAAGUGGAAGCCUCUGAGACCCUAGCGACUCUGGACGACGAGUUUCGGGAGGAGUGUGGUAGUGUGGUGGAGCGUUUCUUUUUGCUCUUUGAUGGUAUUGUGAAGUAUUACAAGGAUUUGAGCCGGUUCAUUGACGAUCUGCUGCAAGAUGGAGCUGGCGCGUUCUUGCAGGAGAGUGCGGAAAGUGUGCUGGAGGAUGAGGAAGGGCGGCAGCUGCUCGUGGAGGCACUCAUGUUACACGGCGUGCUACUGCUUUUGCUGGAACAUCGGAUGCCGGGAAGCCUUCGAGAGCAGCUUUUAGUGGCGCAUUGUCGAUGUCGAGGUUCCAGUGAUUUUUUGAAUUUUGAGGCAAUCCAGUCGCUGUGUCGGAGUGUGCCACCACCUCCAAAAGCGAGCUCUGCUUUUGCACCGGUUGCCUUAUUGGCGUCAUUCCUGCAAGGGUCAAGCUCUCCGUCUGCUGCGGAGCCUAACAUGAUCCUCCUCUCGAAUGUUGAAGAGAUGUGCAGUCGGUUUCCUUUGCCCAGGCGGUUGAUGAGGCUAGCUAUUGCACGGUUGCGAAGUGACGAUCUUUACAACCAGAUGCGCCAUUAUCCUAACCCAGAGCACCGGUGUGCUUCUCUGGGCGGGCAGGUUGCAUGUAUGUAUGUUCUUCUGAAUUUCGUCCCGGAAAUUUUGCAAUCUGAGACUCUAGUAAUGAAGGAUAUCGUGGACAAGUUUUUGCUGGGGUGGUGGGUUGUGCCAAUCUUUAUGGGCUUUAUGGUGGACUUGUCGGUUGCAUGGGAUCAAUACAAGGCUGCUAAAGCUGCUCUGGCUCCGAUACUUGUUCCGCAACAAGUGCGUGAGGUUGGACAGGCCUACAGUACCAGAGUACCCGAGCUGCUGGUAGAGCUGCGAGGCAUUCUGUCGGAAGGUGUGCUGACUCAAGAGUUUGUUUUAAGCAACAUGGCAAGCCUAGUGGCAUGCUUGCGUGAAAGCAAUAUAGCUCUGCGUUGGCUGCUCCUGCAUCGGAACACUAUGAAUAAGAAGCUGAAGGAUAUAAUUGUAGCUUUGGGUGGGGCGAAUGGCAGUGAGUUGCUGCUGUCUCUCAUUUUGGAAACAGCAACUCUUGAAUUUGAGCUGAAGCAGGUUUAUGGGGACCUUCUGGAGGGAAAAGAAGCACAGUUCCUGAAGUGUAAGAAUCAUGCAGCAGAGUGCAUGCAGGAGCUAUCAGAUUUUUUCUCGGGGUCAAAGGUGCUAUCUCGCAAAGUGAAGGACGAAAAUAUGCAGAAUUGGUUCCUUCAGAUGGGACAACAAGUGCGUGCUUUGGAGUGUAAAGCAGAAGCCUCUCGUGCUGUGCGAAAGAUUCAACAGAUGAUUUUGGCUCUGCAGGAAGUUGAGCAGUUUCAUCAGAUUGAAAGCAGUCUUCAGAUUAAGCAAUACCUUGCUGAAACGCGUACUCACCUGCAGCAUAUGGUGCGCACUCUCAAUGUCCAGGAAGGUGUGUUGGCUACCAUUUCAGUGGUCACUGAUGCAUCAUACGCCUGGGGCCUUAUCGUAGGCUUCACUCCUCAGAUCCAUGCUCGCAUCAAUGCAGACCCUUUUACAGUUCUCAAGCUUUCCUGCUUAUUUCUCAAGCUUCGAUCUAUCCUGGACAUUCCCCUGCUACGGAUUUCGCAAUCUGGCAGCAUGGACCUUUACUCUGUUUCAGAAUAUUAUUCCUCAGAGCUAGUGGCCUACGUGCGGUCAGUGAUGGAGAUCAUACCUGUUAGUAUGUUUAGCAUCCUCAAUGAUGUGAUAGCUGUACAGACGAAGCAGUUGCACGAGCUUCCUUGGCGGCUUGAGAAGGAGAGUCUGCGCGAUUUUGCUCAGCCUGAAGAGAGAUACAAGCUGGCGAAAGCAACACACCGAGUGGCUGUAUUCACGCAAGGUAUCAUGGCUAUGAAGAAGACGUUCAUGGGAGCCAUAGAAGUGGAUCCUUGGCAGCUUCUGGAAAUUGGGAUACGCAAGCAGCUGGUGAAGCAGGUUGCCACAUCGUUACACACCAUCUUGGUAUUUCCAACGGGCGGAGUGGUGGAACUGGAGGAGCAAUUACAAGAGCUUCUACUGUCAUUACAAGCACAACGACGAUCCAUGGAAUAUUUUCAGGAUUAUGUGCAUGUGCAUGGGCUUCAGCUGUGGCAUGAAGAAUUUGCGCGCAUUAUUGACUACAAUGCUGAGCAAGAGUGCAAUGCUUUCGUGAAGAGGAAGGUUCAGGACUGGCAGAGCGUGUAUCAGGAUCCUGCAAAGCCCAUUCCACAAUUCCCGGUCCCUGCAAAAGAUACCUCUAUGACCAGCAAUUUUAUGGGGCGUUUGGCACAUAAACUCUUGCAAUUGACUGACCCUUCGAAGUCAAUGUACCUAGCACCGAUGAGUGGUUGGUUCGAUGCUCAAGGGCAAGAGCUUGUGGGGUUACGCACUAUGACGUUGUUACAAGCCACUUUCGGAACAGCCGGAUUGACUGGAUUGGAUCGGCUGCUGGGCUUUCAAGUUACACAUGCUAUUCGGCAGGCAGUUAUGCAUCUCUCAUACAGUUCGGAAUCCAGCGAAAUGAGCAAUUGGUUAGAGUCCCUCCAAAAUGUGUUGACUCCUAACUCGUCUAUUCCCGACCCUGGGACAGUCGUAUAUACCGAAUACUGCACUCGUGUGGGAGUUAAUGCAGCAGGAUGGAACGCUUGGGUGGAGAGUGUAUCUCGAAUCGGACAAAUACAACUGCUUCGUUGUCUUCUGGGAUCUCAUUUACGGGCGUCAGCUAAGUUCGAAUCGAGCACUAUAUCACAUGCUGUGGACGCAAUGAAUAAGGCAGCGCUGGCUGACAUCAUGGAUUCCGAAGAGGGUACAGCAAGCGGUGUGGAGAAUUCUGAAGUAAAGAGCCGCAUGCUGGGAGAGUUGCGAAAGCAAUUGCAUUUGUGUGGACUUUAUACACCACUCCAUUCUAUCUACAUAACUACCAGGCCAGCUAAUGGGUGCGCUCUCCUAUUGUUUCUCGUCACCAUUUCCCAGCUACCAAGAUAUGUGUUGGAUAGUCAUCUGGGAACUUUGACUAGUCGAAUGAAGAAGGCUGCUCUUGAUUGCUGCCCACUUAUCGUGGGCAUUGGGACCAUCCUUCAGCAGAUGCACCCCUUGCACGUCACAGCCUACAUUCGAUUUUUGGGACAAUAUGUGCGAACGUAUGCCGAGAAUCCUGGCAAACAGGACAAGCCCUCAGCAAAGGACGGUCCGAAGCUGGCAGCUGAGGUUGUAAAUGUGGUAGCUUGGGUUCUGGCUCUCGCUAAGCACAUGGGCUACCCCCAAGAACUCCUCAACUCACAUUUUCCUCCUCUUGUAUUAGAUAUUAUUCCAACUUGAAACCUGCUCGUGUACCAUCACUGACCAAAUUUGUAGAAAUCCGAUCACUUUCCUCUGUAGAUCUUUCUUAUUCAAUUAUACAGGAACAGUUCUGGGUCACAAUUUAAUGGCCCGUGAUAAGAACACCUGCUGGUGUUUCAUCUCGUGUACUAUAGCAUCACAUUGAUUGCUGUGGGAGAUCAAUAUUGUAUAUUACGGCAAGUGGCUGCACAUUCACAGCCCAACUUGUUUUCUUAAAUGAAAUGGUUCUGGGACUCCACCAUGGGAAGAUGGUUAUGUCCCUGUGGUGGUGGCCCACUGCCUGAAGAUGGUUAACUCAA